AGCGCUAGCGAGCGCAGGAGAGCCAGAGCGCACAGCAGAGCACUAUCUGGCAGCCAGCUGAUCUGUGCUGUGGUAUUCUGAGCUUAGAGGUUGGAAAAGGAGAGAACAGAGUCAGGGACAGAGAGAGAGAGAGAGAGAGAGAGAGAGAGAAGAGAGAGAGAAGAGAGACAGGGAGAGAGAGAGAAGAGGUUGACUGUUCUCUAUUUUGAAGUGUCGUGAGGUGAAAGAGGAAGCAGAAGAACUCCACAUCAACAGUAGAGUGUGGGAGUGUGUGUUGCUCACACACGUGCACAUGUGAGUGUGUGUGCGUGUGUCUGCGCAGUUGGGUGAACUCAGAGCGAGAGAGAGACAGAGCGCGCGCAAGACAGGAGUUCCGCUUUUGAGAAGAAGGAAGCUGAAGAAAACAGCAUGAAGAGAGCAGCCCUGAGACACCUCACAGGGACCAUGUGAAGAGAGAGAGAGAGAGAGAGAGGGGAGAGAGACAGAGAGAGAGAGAGAGAGAGAGAGAGAGAGAGAGAGGAGAGAGAGAGAGAGAGAGAUCCACGUGUGCCCUGCUGGACAAACAUCUGUGGACAGCACAGAGUGAGAGAGUGAGAGAGGAAAAAAGAAGGGGAAAAGUGAGUCACUCACAGCCCGGUGGAUUGCAGCCGUAUUGCGUGGAUCCAGACGACGAGAGCGCGAGAGGCAGAGAGAGAGAGGGAGAGAGAGACAGAGAGAGCGAGGGAGCCAGAGGGAAACAGAGGGAAAGGGUGCGAGCUGAAGUCAAGGUCCUGAGCGCAGCGGGCUGUCGUGAAGAUGUCGUGGCUGUCGCCCGUGUCGUGGGCCAAGUGGACGUGGUCAGCAGUGCGUGGAGGAGCGGGAGAGGGGGAGGAGGCCCCACAGGAGGCCAGCGAGGUGGACGCACCCGAGGCCGACGAUGAGAGGUCUCAGGGCUUCAGCUCGGAUUCGGAGGGUCACUUUGAGACCCCAGAGGCAGAGACGCCUGUGCACCCGUCCAUGAAGUUCCCAGGUGGAGGGCUGGAGACCACAGCCGAUCCUUCACUGGAGGAUGAGGGGCAGAUGACCCAGGGCACUGCUGAGGUUCCGAAGGCCCGUCUGGACCAGAAUCAGAACUCCAAGAAGGAUGAGCCUCUUUCGGUUCCACCGGCUGGUUCUGCUCUCUCGGGCCUGCUGGACGGUUCUGCUGAGGUGGAACAGCCCUUGACCCAGAAUCACACCAUGGUGGUGGAGCCGGUAGAACCUCCCAUAGGUUCUGAUGGUGAAGGGGCACUGGAGAGGAGUGAUGAGCUGUGUAAUGGACUCCUGGCCAAAGGCUCCACAAAAUCACAGCCCAGGUCACGCAAAGCCAGACCCCCAUCUCUGAAGAUGAGGACCUCCCAUAAUGCCCCGGACCCUUCUGAAGUGGACGAUGAACCGCCAGCUCCUCAGGCUGACUACGCCUUUGACCCGGAGCUCUGCGACGAGAACUUCGACCCUUUCAAAAGUGGAGGGUCCAAACUGCAGAGCUCCCAGCCCCCCUGUGCCACGGUUAGCCAAUCAGAGCCAGAAGCCGAGCCCUCUGAGGUGGCCCCACAGGACGCUCAGCCAGUAAAAAUGGAGUUUGGCUUGAGUGACAGCGAGCUGAAGAAGGCUCCGCCAAGGAAGCUGGGUAAGAAGCCGGUGAGUAAGUUGCCCUCAUCCAGGAAAUCCAGGUCGAAAGUGACCGAAACUGUCGCUGCGGAACCCGCCGCAGACUCCUCGUCCUCUCAACUGGCGCCAGCGUCAGCCGUUGGGUCCACUGCACCCCAAAACCUGGACGACAUCCCCAUUCCCAAAACCUCUUACAGCUUCGACCCCAGCCAGUGGGACGACCCCAACUUCAACCCCUUCGGUGGGGGCGCCAAGAUGAACAGCUCCCCCGUGCUCCCCAAGGGCGGCUACACCUUCGACCCGGACAAUUUCGAUGACUCUGUGGACCCCUUUAAGCCCUCCAAGACACUAGGGGGCGCCGGUGACCUGUCCGACACUGACCGGCUGGCAGAGAAGCCGGCCAAAGCGAAACUAGACUGCCCCCUAGAGGAGGACAGGAAAGCACGUCAGUCUCCGAAGAAGAGCAAAGACAGGAUUAUCACGACCACAGAGCAAGUCCAGUUUCUCUGUUUUCUGUUGAACUCAUGCAAAGUGAAGAAGUAUGAUAAUCAUCAGGCCUUGGUCCUGGAUGUGUGCAAUCAGGAGGAGGGUUCUGAGGAGAGCCAGGUGCCCGAGAUCACCCACCGGGUCCGCCACGCCACUGACGAGGAGAAGCUGGCCUCCACCGCCAAGAGCCACAAGGGGGAGCUGGAGAGCGAGCUGUCCGACUGCUCCAAAGGCUCUUCAGGUGGCAAGACCAAAACGGUUACCGACCUUGAAGAUGGGAUAACCGACCACUUUGAUGAGAAAGACUCUUGCAGCCCCAGCGACGAGCCCAUAAAGACACACUGCCUGGGGAAGACAGGAAAUUACCUCAUGGAGAAAGGAAGUCCUGGUCUGGACUCCAUACCCCUGAGUGAGAUGGACAAAGCAGCUGUGCUCACACUCAUCCGAGAGGAGAUAAUCACCAAGGAGAUCGAGGCCAACGAGUGGAAGAGGAAAUAUGAGGAGAGUCACAUGGAGGUCAUCGAGAUGAGGAAAAUAGUUGCAGAGUAUGAGAAGACAGUGGCACAAAUGAUCGAGGACGAGCAGCGUAAGAACAUGGGCUCUCAGAAGAGUGUCCAGCAGCUGAUCAAUGAGCGGGACCAGGCACUAGCUGACCUCAACUCUGUAGAGCGCUCGCUCUCCGACCUCUUUAGACGCUACGAGAACAUGAAGACUGUCCUGGAGGGCUUCAAGAAGAAUGAGGAGGUGUUAAAGAAGUGUGCACAGGAGUAUCUGGGCCGAGUGAGACAAGAGGAACAGCGCUAUCACACACUCAAACUGCACGCCGAGGAGAAACUGGACAAGGCUAAUGAGGAGAUUGCUCAGGUGCGCACCAAGGCCAACUCUGAGAGUGUGGCUCUGAACGCCAGCCUCAGGAAGGAGCAGAUGAAGGCUGAGUCCCUGGAGAGGGCACUGCACCAGAAGAAUCAAGAGAUUGAGGAGCUGACUAAGAUCUGCGAUGAGCUGAUCGCUAAGCUGGGAAAGACGGACUGACUGACCCCUGCAGUGUACAGUAGAGUUAGCGCUACAGCUGCAACGACAGCUACCCAGCCCUGCAUCACACUGUUCCCUCUCCACACCUUACCAACAACAGAACUGAACCCUGUACACACACACGCACAUGCACAUACAUGCUUACAGUUCAUACCCCAGAACACACCUGUAAAUCCAUCUGGAUCUCUUGCUGAUGUUUUUCCAAAACAAGCGGACUAAGCCCCCACCCAACCCCACCCAGACCCAGACAUCUAAUAUAUACAAACUCAAUCUGAUAACUAAAUAUCAGACAUAAUAAAAAUAUAUACGCAAGAAAGCAAACUAGAGAACAGGUUUUAGUAGGGAAGAGAGCACCUCCCUGUUGGUGUCCGACAAGCCCUCCAGUUCUGUACAGUAUGCAUGCAUGCAAAAGAGGGGGAGUAGUAGACCAAAGUCUUGCAUAUCCUCCUGCAUAUCUUAAUCUACUGACCACUCCAGAGGGCAUCUGUUACUAGUGAUGUGGACCAGAUUUUUUGGCUGUGGAGACAGCUGUUCAAAUAAGGGGUUUGGGAAGAGUGUGUGUGUGUGUGUGUGUGUGUGUGUGCGUGCGUGCGUGCGUGUGUGUGUGCGCGCGCGUGUGUGUGUGUGAGAGAGGGAGAGAGCGAGUGAGAGAGAGAGAGAAAGAGUGAAAUAGAGAGAGAGAGGACAUAUUUGUUUGUGUGUGUGUGUGUGUGUGUGCAUGUACCUGCGUGCAUGCAUGUGUGUGUGUUUUUGUUCCUUCUGACUGCCCACUAGUGUAUGUUGAGGGGCUGUUUGCUUGUAGUUUACAUGACUGCUGCUAAUCUACAUGUGUGUGUGUGUGUGUGUGUGGGGAACAUCAAAUUAAUCACUUCUGUUAUUUCGGUUCUCCAAAAGCUCAUCACUUCUGUUCUGUUAUUUCGGUUCUGUAAGACUAGAUAUUUGAACGUGUCACUUUGUUUGUGUUUGGUUCUUUAAUGCAGAACACAUAUUCAUGGUUUUGUUCAAAGUAUGAAGUCUGGAAUAUCAGCUGUCUGAUAAACUUCAGGUUAUCACUGUAAAGUUGACGUACUGAACAAAUUAA
Messenger RNA from Alosa alosa (allis shad), 4228 nucleotides. RefSeq names its product transforming, acidic coiled-coil containing protein 1 (gene tacc1). Gene Ontology annotation, biological process: cell population proliferation; mitotic spindle organization; cerebral cortex development. The record is from RefSeq and is a predicted model, not a curated record. Lineage: Eukaryota; Metazoa; Chordata; Actinopteri; Clupeiformes; Clupeidae. Bases 796 to 3147 code for a protein of 783 amino acids. The transcript is spliced from 14 exons. Gene Ontology annotation, cellular component: cytoplasm.